This is a messenger RNA of Symbiodinium necroappetens, 170 nucleotides long. The record is from the annotation of a GenBank genome assembly. NCBI's taxonomy places the organism in Eukaryota, Dinophyceae, Suessiales, Symbiodiniaceae.
AUGCAGCUGCAUCAAUACACGCGGAUAGCGGAGCCUACUGACAGCGAGUGGUGGGGCAAUUAUCUGGCUGCCUACUACAAGGCCUUCAACCGGAACUAUGAGGGGUCAAUGCCAGAGAGGCUUGAAGAGUUUGUUCUGAUCCUGUUCGUUGCGGCUGGGCUGCUGGCGAU